ACAGAGAGAGAAAAGAAGUCCCCGUGUACAUAAGUAUACAAACCUGGAUAUUCAGGCGAAUAAAUGCCACCAAGUAUGACCGAGUGCUCGGCGAAUAAACUGAUACAUGGAGAUGUUUGCCACCGGACAUCCAACAGUAAGACAUCAUCUGGAAGGAACGGUUUCGUGAAGAAUCAUUGCUUGUUCCAACAACCGCAACAGAAGAAUCGGCGUCCGAGUGAGAACAACCAUGUUGUGCGUAACGCCAGCCUGUACAGCAAACCGUUUGUGGAGCAGUUUGAGGAGACUCCUCUGCUUGUGGCUGUCCUCACCUACAUGGGCUACGGGAUCCUCACCAUCUUCGGGUACCUGCGGGACUUCCUCCGGGACUGGGGCAUGGAGAAGUGCCAUGUGGCCAGAGAGCGGGAUGAGCAGAAGGACUUUGUUCCACUGUACCAGGACUUUGAGAACUUCUACACCCGGAAUCUAUACAUGCGUAUCCGUGACAACUGGAACAGGCCGAUCUGCAGUGUGCCAGGAGCCAAGAUGGACCUGUUGGAGAGGGCUUCCAAAGACUACAACUGGACCUUCGAACACACAGGCAAGGUGGUGAAAGACGUGAUCAACAUGGGUUCCUAUAACUACCUGGGCUUUGCUGAGAACACUGGGAGGUGUGCCGACGCUGCCACAGAGUCUACCCACAAGUACGGCGUUGGAGUGGGCAGCACCCGCUAUGAGAUGGGUAACCUGGACCUCCAUGAGGAGUUGGAACAGCUGGUUGCUAGGUUUCUGGGGGUGGAGUCAUCCAUGGCGUUUGGGAUGGGCUUCGCUACCAACUCCAUGAACAUUCCGGCUCUGGCUGGAAAGGGCUGUUUGAUCCUGAGUGAUGAGUUAAACCAUGCCUCUUUGGUGCUGGGUGCUCGGCUGUCUGGAGCCAUCAUCAGAGUCUUCAAACACAACAAUAUGGUGAGUCUGGAGAAGCUGUUGAGAGACGCCAUAGUCCACGGCCAGCCCAGAACACACAGGCCCUGGAAGAAGAUCCUCAUUCUGGUCGAAGGAAUAUACAGUAUGGAGGGAUCCAUUGUGCGUCUGCCUGAGGUGAUAGCCCUGAAGAAGCACUACAAGGCCUUUCUCUAUCUGGAUGAGGCUCACAGCAUCGGGGCACUAGGACCUCACGGUGGAGGGGUGGUCGACUACUUUGGUCUGGACCCCAAAGAUGUUGACAUCAUGAUGGGAACGUUCACGAAGAGCUUUGGUGCUGCUGGAGGGUACAUCGGAGGAAAGAGUGAGUUGAUAGACUACCUGCGGUCCCACUCCCACAGUGCUAUCUACGCCACCUCCAUGUCCCCUCCCGUGUCCCAACAGAUCAUCACUUCUAUGAAGAUUAUCAUGGGGGAGGACGGCACUACUCUGGGUGGGGUUCGUCUGAGGCAGCUGUCAGAGAACACUACGUACUUCAGGAGGAAACUGCGAGAGAUGGGCUUCAUCAUCUAUGGCAACGAUGACUCUCCUGUCGUACCAAUGAUGCUCUACAUGCCCGCCAAGAUAGGGGCGUUCGGUAGAGAGAUGUUGAAGAGGAACAUUGGGACGGUGGUGGUUGGCUUCCCGGCCACGCCCAUCAUAGAGUCCAGGGCCAGGUUCUGUGUGUCUGCCGCCCACACCAGAGAUAUGUUGGACAUGGCGUUGGAGGCCAUCAGUGAGGUAGGGGAUGUCUUACAGCUGAAGUACUCCAGACACCAGAAACAUCCUCAUCUCCCCUCUUCCCAGGGUUCAUGGUCCUCUGAGGAGAGUCUGCUCCAGGAGCCCAGCCACGUCAAGCCUUCUGUCAUGUAACUAACUGAAACGCCUACACUAGUGUAAGGUCCAAGUUGCCUCCUAGAUGCCGAUCUUGUGUCAGUUUAGCAUUUCCCCCCACUAAUAGUUAAGUUUAGGAUUGGGGGAGGGAAAGCUGAUCCUAGAUCUGGACCUAAGGGAAACUUCACCAGGUCUGAAAAGUCAUCAUGGUCUCGUGGUGUGUGAGCCCCUAUGGUUUUCUUACUGUAUCUUAACUUAUUGUGAAUUUAUUUUUUUGAGUUUGGACCUAAACGUUAAGUCUUAAUUAUGUCUGUGUGCUUUAUGGAGUCUUCCAGUGCAAUAAUAUCAAGAUUACAUUUAGAAGACACUCUUAUCCAGAGCGACUUACUGGAGCAAUUAGGGUUAAGUGCCUUGCUCAAGGGCACAUUGACCGAUUG
Messenger RNA from Coregonus clupeaformis (lake whitefish), 2210 nucleotides. RefSeq names its product serine palmitoyltransferase 2-like. Lineage: Eukaryota; Metazoa; Chordata; Actinopteri; Salmoniformes; Salmonidae. Gene Ontology annotation, molecular function: serine C-palmitoyltransferase activity; pyridoxal phosphate binding. The record is from RefSeq and is a predicted model, not a curated record. The coding region runs from base 64 to 1812 and encodes 582 amino acids. Gene Ontology annotation, cellular component: serine palmitoyltransferase complex. The transcript is spliced from 12 exons. Gene Ontology annotation, biological process: ceramide biosynthetic process; sphingosine biosynthetic process.